Pedinophyceae sp. YPF-701 is the source of this 672-nucleotide messenger RNA. NCBI's taxonomy places the organism in Eukaryota, Viridiplantae, Chlorophyta, Pedinophyceae. The record is from the annotation of a GenBank genome assembly.
AUGCGCGUUCCUCUCGAGAUCACGCUCAAGUUCGUGAUCGCCGACCAGUUCAAGGUCAUGUUCACGCCGGAGUCCGGAUCGGACGCCUUCUGGGUCCCCUUCGCGUCCGGAGCGAUCUCCGCGGCGAUCCGCACGUUGUCGUUGUAUCCCCUGGACCUGGCCAGGACGCGCCUGGCCGCGGACUCGGCGCCCCGCGGGCGCCACGGUCUCUACCGCGGCGUCUGGGACUCGCUCGAGAUCGCGUACGUCCGCGAGGGCCUGCGAGGGUGGUACAAGGGGCUGGGCCUCUCCCUGGCGUGGGGCGUACCCCACUUCGGGCUCACGUUCGGCGUGUACGAGCAUGUGGACACCUACCUGCCGAACAAGAGGGAAGGCGCCAAGCUGUGGUGGUUCCCGGCAGCGAAGAUCUCCGCCGCCGCGGCCUCGAGCGUGGCGGCGACGCUGGCGCUCUACCCGCUGGACACGCUGCGCCGCCGGGCGCAGGUCCGCGGGUCCCUGGGCUUCAUCGACAACGCGCGGCUCAUGACCGGCGGCUGGCAGAGUCUGUGGCGCGGCGCGUCCCUGCACGUCCUCCGGGCGGGACCUGCCGCGCUGCUGCAGUUCACCCUUUACGACCUCGUGCGCUCUGCGCUGCUGGCGCAGUUCCCCUCCGCGUCGUCCACGCCGCUGUAG